Belonocnema kinseyi is the source of this 1361-nucleotide messenger RNA. Its product is annotated as centromere protein L-like. The transcript is spliced from 5 exons. Lineage: Eukaryota; Metazoa; Arthropoda; Insecta; Hymenoptera; Cynipidae. The record is from RefSeq and is a predicted model, not a curated record. Bases 185 to 1222 code for a protein of 345 amino acids.
UUUUUUCAGAUGGCGAUCUAAUCGUCGCUAAAAGGCUCUAAAUUUGUUUUUGGCGCGAUGAAAAGUCGCAAGUUUGUUGUUUCUUGUCAAUCAGUUUUAUAUUUCUAUACAAAAAAAAUUAUUUAUGAGCAAUUUACAAUGCAAGUUGUUUAAUUUGUAUUACUAGUGGGUGGUAAUUUAAAAUAUGGAUAGAGAUGAAGAAGAGAAUACGUUAGGAACAAUGUAUGGACGAAGUUUGAUGAAUUGGUCUAAUACAACGAAAAUAAAACCCAGACAAUAUUUUAAUCUAAAACAGACAGUAUUAGGUGAUGCGAGUGAAUAUGACGAUGGCUUUGACGAAUUGCUCAAACAAACUUGGAAUAUGUGGGCAGUAUCGACUUUAUUUGGCUUCCAGUAUGACAGCGAAGUACAAUUAAAAUUAUACGCCAAAAAGUUAAGAGAGGAAGCAGCAUGUUCGCUGUUGAAAGAGGAUGUUACAUAUAGUGCAAAGUUCACUUUAAUGGAUAAUUUAGGCCCAAGGCCCAAUCCCACAGAUGCCCCUGCUGUUAAAAUAGAAUUAAUUGCUACUUCAGGAGCAGUAGAAAGAUGCAUUUAUAAGGGGUUUUUAAUUUCUUGGCGAACAGAGUUGGCCGAACCAAUCACCGAUAAGUCUGUUCAUUUGCCACUUUUACUGUGUCGAGGCACUCAAAACGCCAUGAAGACUGUACAUUCCAUUGUAUCUCGCAUGUUUGAUUGUACUAUUGUUGCACUUCCAAUUACUGACAACGACCUGAAGUGGCUCUUGCCAAUAAACCUGUCUCCCGAAAGUAACAAUAGCAGAAAAGUAAAAAAUGAGCUGAUUCUUCUCGAAUAUGUGGUUCCAAGGUUACCACUUACAGACACUAUUAGCGUCAAAUUUCGCGUAGAGGACCUAAAAGAGUUGUGGACAGCUUUGAUCACACCUGAUGUCGGAGAGGAAGAUGGGCUGAUUAUUCAGGCGGAACAUAUAGAAAAAAUUUUUAAAGCCAUCAACAAUCAAAUGCUGCAAGUCGGUAGUUUGAGGUUAGAACAUUGUUUACUCCACAAAGUCAGCUUGCCAUUUUUCACCAUAAGUGGAAAUCGGAUAAAAGCAAUGAACAGCCAAGCCCUCAAUAAUUCGAUGUUAUUCCUGAACGAAAAAGCCAUGGAUGUUCUCUACACAUUGCACUUUGAAUCUAUGCAACUAGACAGUAGCACAGCUUAAGUAUCCAAUGUAAAUAUCAUUAGUGAGUUGAGGAAAUUUUCUAUAAAUCAACGAGAAUAAUUAUCAAGUAUUUUUAUACUAUAUAUAAAAACGAAUUGCGUAUUUUCCAUGAAAAUUAAAUUGCAAGCAUUAGAUUGAA